Apus apus (common swift) is the source of this 2361-nucleotide messenger RNA. RefSeq names its product pyrimidinergic receptor P2Y6 (gene P2RY6). Gene Ontology annotation, molecular function: G protein-coupled ADP receptor activity; G protein-coupled UTP receptor activity; G protein-coupled UDP receptor activity. Gene Ontology annotation, biological process: cellular response to pyrimidine ribonucleotide; phospholipase C-activating G protein-coupled receptor signaling pathway. Lineage: Eukaryota; Metazoa; Chordata; Aves; Apodiformes; Apodidae. The transcript is spliced from 2 exons. The record is from RefSeq and is a predicted model, not a curated record. Bases 66 to 1076 code for a protein of 336 amino acids. Gene Ontology annotation, cellular component: plasma membrane.
CCUGCCACCCCCGCGCAUCCCGCUGCCGGCACUGCUGAGGGGCCACACGAGAAAAGACGACAUCAAUGGAGGACACCACUCCUGUGGCCAACUUGACAGACCCUGUAGGGGUUGGGAGGAACUCAUGCACUUUCCACGAGGAGUUCAAGCAGGUCCUGCUGCCCCUGGUCUACUCGGUGGUGUUCAUGGUGGGGUUGCCCUUGAACGCCGUGGUCAUCGGGCAGAUCUGGGUGGCUCGUAAGGCUCUGAGCCGCACCACGAUCUACAUGCUGAACCUGGCCAUGGCCGACCUGCUCUACGUCUGUUCCCUCCCACUUCUCAUCUACAACUACACCCAGAAGGAUUAUUGGCCAUUUGGGGACUUCACCUGCAAAUUCGUCCGCUUCCAGUUCUACACCAACCUACACGGGAGCAUCCUCUUCCUCACCUGCAUCAGCGUCCAGAGGUACCUGGGCAUCUGCCACCCCUUGGCCUCGUGGCACAAGAAGAAGGGGAAGAAGCUGACGUGGCUGGUGUGUGCUGCAGUCUGGUUCAUCGUCGUCGCCCAGUGCCUGCCCACCUUCACCUUCGCCUCCACCGGCACCCAGAGGAACCGCACGGUUUGCUACGACCUGAGCCCACCAGAUCGUUCCUCUGCCUACUUCCCCUACGGCAUCACCCUCACGGUCACGGGUUUCCUGCUGCCCUUCGUGGCCAUCCUGGCCUGCUACUGCCGGAUGGCCCGGAUCCUGUGCCAGAAGGACAAGGUGAUCGGCCUGGCGGUGCACAAGAGGAAGGACAAAGCCGUGCGUAUGAUCGUCAUCGUGGUCAUCGUCUUCUCCAUCAGCUUCUUCCCCUUCCACCUCACCAAGACCAUCUACCUGAUCGUCCGUUCCUCGCCCAGCCUGCCCUGCCCAGCUCUGCAGGCCUUUGCCAUCGCCUACAAGUGCACGAGGCCCUUUGCCAGCAUGAACAGUGUCCUUGACCCCAUCCUCUUCUACUUCACCCAACGCAAGUUCCGCGAGAGCACCCGUUACCUCCUCGACAAGGUGAGCUCCAAGUGGAGGCAGGACCAGUGCGUCACCUACGGCUCCUAGAUGAGGAUGAGGGCCACCUCGCAGCCACCGGGACAGGAUGUGGAGCAAUUUUGACUUUCAGCUCCCCAGAGCAGAGAUGGCUUCAGCUGGGGAUGUGCUGGAGGACAGAAGGAUGGCAUCUCCAGAGCUUUCUGCACUUUUCAUCCCACCUCCAGCCUGCAGCUGCACAGUGUUAACCCCACCGUGGCACAGAUCUGCUGUCCUCUCUCUCUGACUUGGUUGCUCAGUUUGGGCUGCUUAGCACCAUCCUGGCUUGGUGGCCAAGCCACUGAUGCAAUGAAAGCCACUGGUGAGACCAUGGAGAACACAGUGGGAUCAUGGAGGACAUGGUCCUGGCCCAAGGGGAGCUGCUGGAGGGCGAUUUCUCCCCCUCCUCAUUUGAAGGUUCCCUGAUGGGGUCAUGCAAAGACUGGGGAGGACUUGGCUCUGCUCCUACCUGUCUGGGGAACAUGAGAUCGUGCAUUUCUCCAGCUCAACAUAAGUGCCAUGGACAUUUUUUGGGGUAAUAUUGGGACAUCCCUCUCCCCCAGUCCACAGAAUGGGGCCAGCCCAGUAAGAGACAUUGGCCCACUGGUCUCACUGGUGCUGCAGAAUGGUGGGAGAGCAUCCCUGGCCAGACUGAGAACUGGAAAGGGGUUCAUCAGUGCAACUGGGAUGCCCACUUUGGAUUUCCCACCCAAGCAAUGACCAUGAGCUGGGUUAGUCAUGAGCCAGCUGUGUUUUCACCUGUCUGGAGACCUUCACCACCACCUGGGUCCAGCUUUCUGCUUGGCCCAGCACCCCAAAUCUGCCCCAUUCCAGAAUCCUCAGCAUCCUGAUGUCACCUCCUAACCAGGAUCCAUGAAAAUCAGACCCAACACAACAGGACACAACACUGGGAGUCAGGAAACCCAUGUCACUGAGCUACUUGGUGUCCUUGGCCAUGUCGCUGCACAUCCCACCAUUGGCUUGGCAUCUCCACCAUCCCCACGCUGGGGCAGGGCUUGAACUUGGCUCCCUGCAGCCUCUCCAGUGGGAUCCUGCAGCCUCUCCAGUGGGAUCCUGCUUCCUCCCAGCAAGGAGGGAUUUCUUACAUGGCAAGGGGUGGACGUGAGGCUCUGAGGAGCUUCUCUAAAAUACAGGAUGUAUAGAAUAAACCUACUGCCCUUUUCCAGAUCAUUGAACCACAAACUGGUUUGAGUUGGAAGGGACCUUAGAGACCACUGAGGUCCAACCCCCCUGCCAUGGGCAGGGACACCCCCCACCAGCCCAGGCUGCUCCAAGCCCCAUCCAACCUGCCCUUCAA